AUGCCCUCUGUUAUAGAAGACGCCACAAUGAAGGCUCCACUGCCGACUGUCAAGGAGCCCGGACUGAACGGUAUUUUCGCUGCAAGCGAAGUCAAUGGUUCAGACCGUCAGACUUCAAUCACAGUUGAGAACGUCAGGCCACCGGUUGAGCAUGAUCAUAGUUACUGGUGGACGCGCUGCGCGCCACUCCUUGCGACCCUCCUUGACAACUCUGGUUCCUAUACCCCAGAGCAGAAGUCCAAGCACCUUCGCAUCUUCAGAGAUGUUGUGAUUCCAACACUGGGCCCGACACCAGAACGAGCUAAAGUAACGUCAAUGCUCACCAUCGAUGGUUCGCCCGUUGAGCCGUCGUGGAACUUCCAACAGGACUCAAACAUUGUGCGAUACAGCUUCGAACCUCUCUGGGACAAUGCAGGGACUCCAGAAAACCCAUUCCCAGGCGACCUGAUGCCCACCUUGUCCCCUCUUCUUCGCUAUGUCUCCGACGACGCCGACCUCCGGUGGUUCAACCAGGUAUGGGACGCCUGGAAUGUCACAGGCCAGGAAGCUCAGGCGGCAAAGGCCAAGCUGCCACCGCACAAGAGCCGCAUUCCGCAGGUUUUCUUUGCGUUUGACUUGAAGAGAGAGAAGUGCUCCCUCAAGGCAUACGUCUUUCCCAUACUCAAGCACCUCGCCACGGGUCUGAGCACAAAGCAGCUCGUGUUCGACCAGAUUCGCAGCCUCCAGCCGUAUGGUGAUGCCUUCGCCGUUCCUGCCGCCAAGCUAGAGAGGUUCAUGGACACAUAUUCCCCAGGCUGCACUGCGGUGAUGAUAGCUGUCGACUGCAUUGACCCCUCAAAGGCACGAUUCAAGAUCUACUGCGGAGUGAAUUCGAACUCCAAAUCUGUCGUCCGCGAGAUGAUGACGCUUGGUGGCGCACAGACAGACGAUAUAAGUCUGAAGGGGGUCGAGCAGGCCCUGAAGAUCUGGCACCUGUUGCUCGACGAGAGGGACGGUCUUGCUGAUGACCAGGCCAAGGCCCCUCGUGACCCCCAGCACCAACACACCCGGCACCUACUUCGUCUUUGA
Molecule: messenger RNA, 1068 nt
Organism: Diaporthe citri
Lineage: Eukaryota; Fungi; Ascomycota; Sordariomycetes; Diaporthales; Diaporthaceae
Exons: 1
Coding region: 1-1068 (355 amino acids)
Biological process (GO): alkaloid metabolic process
Molecular function (GO): transferase activity, transferring alkyl or aryl (other than methyl) groups
Source: RefSeq, a predicted model, not a curated record